GCGACCGUGGACCGACCGUAUUUACUCGAAUCUUCUAGAUUUGUCCGCCGUAUCACUGUAUCUAUAUAGUAUAUGCUGUAUCACGAGUGUUCGCUGAUUGUUUUCCGACUUGCCGUGUGCUAUACACUUAUAGUAUUUUAUUUGCAGCUGGUCCGACGGUCGCGUCGGAUGCGUUUUCUUCUAGCGGUCAUCGUUAUUUAUUAUUAUUUUUAUCAUUAACAUUGUAGUAUACUCACCCCCAGACCCAUCGACGUCGCUGUUUUUAUUACCGUACCUAAAGGUUUUCUGUUUUCCGACCCUUUCCGGCGAUCGUCAGCACGGAUUUUCCAUCCGCCGCCGUUUUAAUCGACUAUUCGCGGACGUCCAUUGAUAUUCUCUCGUAAAUUGCACCAGGGACGAUCGAUGCCGUGUCUAGAGUAAUAUGCCUUUUGCUGAUCGUCGGGAUCGUAAUAAGUCAAAGUUGAGCGAUCGUAUUCGCGGCAAAUCUACGGACGAAAUUUUGGAAGAAAUCAACAGAGAGUUCGGCAACACAGGCGGGAAUAGCAUGUUUUUCGACAAAUCUGACUCCAGGACUUCUCCUCCAAGGGAAGAAUUUCCGUUUGAUGAUGACAUGCUAAGAGGUCAUUUGAGUGUCCGCUCACAUUUAGAAGAUUUAGCCAAAAGACACCCAGAUCUCGCCGGUCAUUUGCGUUGUCCACCUUGGGGAGGUGAACCUAGUUCGAAGAGUUGGAGUCGUAAACGCACAGUGUCUGGAGAAGAUAACGCACCUGAGGGACCAUCAGAUCUUAACCAUAAUUACAACGAUCGAACUGAUUCUAGUCCCGAUAAAAAACGAUUUGAAGAAAACAUGGAUAAGCAACACCAGCAUCCGUUUGAAAAUAAUUCAAGAUCUCAGGAAAAUGAUGAUAAACCUCAAAGAUUUGUAUCUAAACUAGAAUUUACACCAGUAAAUCCUAUUAAUAAUCAAUCUGAAAAUAUUCAGCCACAGACACAAACACAACCUCAAACUGAUGCUUCUACAACAUCACACGGAAAUCAAAAACAACCUAAUGUGCGACACAUUCCGAUUUAUGUGGAAGGCCGUUCUGAACCUGUAUAUCCAAAGAAUGUUGAUCAACGAUUUAAUGAAAAUAAUAGCUCAACUUUGCCAAAACGAUCUGCCGGUAAACAAACUCCAUUUGCACAACAUCAUUCCUUCCAUGAUCAAAAUACUGCACAACGCCGUCAAACACCUCCUUCCCAAAAUCGUCAGCAAACUCCUCCAAAUGAAACUAGAUCUACUCCUCCGCCCGCUCAGCGCCAACAAGUAAAACCAGUAGAUGCUUUGGAAAAAGUGCAAAUUGUUCAAGCCGAUGUAGAAGAAUUGGCGGUAGCUGUUAAUCAAUUUUCAGGUUCCUUACGUAGUGAUAAACAAUAUAUUUAUUUGGAUGAGAUGCUUACAAGAAAUUUGAUCAAGCUAGAUACCAUUGAAACUGAAGGAAGAGACGAUGUUCGUGCAGCUAGAAAAAAAGCAAUCAAAACUAUCCAGGAUACAAUUUCUAUUUUAGAAAUUAAAGCUCCUCAACCCCAAGAAGAAUCGACAGGUGAAGAAUUAUCCUCAAAUUCAACUGAAACUGUCCCAGCUGAAAAUGAGACUUUAGAAACUGAAAAAGUAGAAAGCAAUAAUUAAAAUGUAAAAACCAUACCAGUUCAGUUCUAUACAAAAUAUGGUUUAUUAUUAAAGUUUUUAUUUUUUCUGUUUAACAAAAUAUUCAAUAACUAUUGUUCCAAUAUUUAAUUUACAUAUAAGUUUGUUUCUUGCCUGUCAUAUUUUUUUUUCAACUUUCGUAGUUUUUAUUAAUUAAAACAUUUUAUUGUAAUAAUAAUUCUGUGUGAAGACUGGAUACACUGAAAAUGAAUGUGCUUAAAUAUUCAAAUUGUCUUUAAGAUUAUUUUUAGUAGAAGAAAUCAUAUUUUUAAAAUUACACUUAAAAUGAGUUUUUAUUUGUAUAUCUUAAAAACAAAUAAUAUUAGUUAUAAAAGAUUGUAAAAAAAUAUUUUGCCUUAUAUAUUUUUUUUAAGAUUGUGAUGUGAUCAUAUAUAUAUUUAUUAUUAAUAUAAUAUGUGUGUGUGUGUGAAAUAUGUCAUAGUGUCAAAUGAUUUAUUUUAAACUGGAACAUUUUUUUACUAACCAACAUAAUGUGAUAGAACGUAAUCAAACACAGACUUGAUUAGUUAUCAAUCAUUUGUUAAGGAUAUUAAGCAUUGUUAAAAUCGUUGAAUUUUAUUUUAUAGAUUACAAAUUUUGCUUAAGCUAAAUCUUUUGAACUUCACUGUUUUAUAUUUUAUUUAAAUAAUGUAUUAGAUUAUUUCUAUUAUAUAAGUCAUGUAUAUAACAAUUUAAUAACAAUUUUAAUGUUAAUAUUUAAUUUGAUAAUCUUAAUGUAAUUGUUAAAUAAAUUCAAAAACUGAAUUACAACA
This is a messenger RNA of Rhopalosiphum padi (bird cherry-oat aphid), 2460 nucleotides long. RefSeq names its product BAG domain-containing protein Samui (gene stv). The transcript is spliced from 3 exons. Gene Ontology annotation, biological process: protein stabilization. Gene Ontology annotation, molecular function: protein-folding chaperone binding; adenyl-nucleotide exchange factor activity. Lineage: Eukaryota; Metazoa; Arthropoda; Insecta; Hemiptera; Aphididae. The record is from RefSeq and is a predicted model, not a curated record. Gene Ontology annotation, cellular component: cytosol; membrane; cytoplasm. Bases 422 to 1669 code for a protein of 415 amino acids.